AUGCCUAUGCCUAAAAAAGUAUCUCCUACUAAAGAAUUGCAUGCUUUAGUUUCUCAUGAUUUGAGUAGUAUGGAUAGAGUCAAUGAAGAAUAUUUGUUGAAUAAUCAAUCAGGCAAGAAUUCAGACUUUAGCAGGAUAGAAGAAGAGGAUGUAUUGCAGAGGGUACAGGCUGAAUUCAAAAGGUAUCUGCAUUUUGAAGAAGAGUUUUGGAGGCAAAAAGCAGGCAUCCAAUGGCAUUCAGAGGGAGAUAGGAAUACAAGAUAUAUUCAUAGUCUUGUAAGAGGAAGAAGAAAGAGGUUGUUGCUUACAAGAAUACAAAAUGCAGAUGGUGAAUGGGUGGAAAAUUUGGAUGAUAUUGCUACUGAAGCUAUUUCAUUUUAUCAGAAUCAAUUUUCUCAGGAAAGUGGUGUAGUUGACUCAAAUUUACUGGAUCACAUUUUUGAGAGAAUUUUAGAGGAUCAAAAUAAAUUCUUGUUUGCUAAACCAACUCUUGAAGAGGUUAAAAAUGCUAUUUUUGCAUUAUCAGGUGAUAGUGCUUGUGGACCUGAAGCCUUGAGACCAAUCAACCUCAGCAAUUUCAUAAACAAGAUUAUUUCGAGACUAUUACAUGACAAGCUAGAGGUGAUCUUGCCAUCUCUAAUAUCCCCAAAUCAGUCUGGAUUUGUGAAGGGUAGAAAUAUCAUUGAAAAUGUGCUGCUUACUCAAGAAUUGUUAGCUAAUAUCAGAAAGAGAGGGAAACAUGCUAAUGUUAUCGUUAAGCUGGAUAUGGCAAAUGCUUAUGAUAGACUUUCUUGGAGAUUCCUUGUUCAAGUUCUUAGAAAGAUGGGAUUUGCAGAAGUGUAUGUAGACAUGGUAUACAGACUGAUUGCUAAUAACUGGUAUUCCAUUCUCAUUAAUGGACAAUCUUUUGGUUUUUUCCACUCUACAAGAGGGGUCAAACAGGGAGAUCCUUUAUAUCCUGCUCUUUUUAUUCUAGCUGCUGAGGUUGUCUAUGGCUCUUAA
Messenger RNA from Lycium ferocissimum, 1002 nucleotides. RefSeq lists its product as uncharacterized. The transcript is spliced from 2 exons. Lineage: Eukaryota; Viridiplantae; Streptophyta; Magnoliopsida; Solanales; Solanaceae. The record is from RefSeq and is a predicted model, not a curated record. The coding region runs from base 1 to 1002 and encodes 333 amino acids.